AUGGUCUCCCUAUUCAGAGGCAAAGCCCUUCGGGUGGCUCAGGCGCUUCUCAUUGUAGCUCCUGCUUUCAUUGUCUUCGGUUAUAACCAAUCCGGACUGGGUCCCCUCGCAACUUUGCAGAGCUGGGUCAAGGUCUUCCCUGAAAUCGACACUAUCAACACGGAGGGUGCCCAGCGCUCAAAGAACUCUACAAGCAAAGGUGUUGUGAUUGCGUCUAUGCAACUUGGUGCCCUUGUGGGAGCUCUCUCAUGUACAGCAUUGGGUGAUCGACUUGGUCGACGAAAGACUAUCUUCCUUGGUGGUAUCCUUACAAUCAUUGGUCAAUUGCUACAGACUGCCGCCUACGGUCUACCUCAGUUCAUCGUCGGUCGUGUUAUCCUUGGUCUUGGUAUUGGUCAAUUCAGCGUUGCCGUCCCUGUCUGGCAAUCCGAAUGUACUUCGGCCAAACACCGUGGGCAACACGUUAUUGUUGACGGCAUCUGUAUCUGCUUGGGUUACACCCUGUGCAAUUGGAUCGACUUUGGCCUCAGCAAAGUCAGUGGCUCUCUGCAAUGGCGGGUUCCACUUGUGGUCUCCUUCUUCUUCUCACUGAUUGUCUUGGCCGCGGUUUUCCUGCUUCCCGAGUCUCCUCGAUGGCUCGUCAGUGUUGGCCGUAUCGAAGAGGCCACGGAGAGUCUUGCUGCCUACAAGGGUGUCCCGGAUGACGACGAGUCGGUCCGUGUCGAAAUCUCCGGUAUUGAGACUUCGUUGGAAGUUUCAGCCGAUAGUGCCUCCCUCAAAGAUAUCUUCAACUUCAACAAGCCCGAUGAGGAGCGCCUGCUGUACCGCUUCUGCCUGUGUGUUGCGCUGCAGUUUUUCCAGCAGAUGUGCGGUGGAAACUUGAUCUCGACAUACAUUUCCACUAUCUUCGAAGAGGAUCUAGGCAUGACCAGUGAUCUUGCUCGUAUUCUGAGCUCUUGUGCCAUGACCUGGAAGUUCCUAUGCUCUUUCAUCGCCUUCUUCGCUAUUGACAGACUCGGUCGCCGAAAGAUCUUUAUGAUUAGCGGUACCGGCAUGUCCGUCUGCAUGAUGGUUCUGGCCAUCACGAAUAGUUUCAAAGAUAACCGUGCUGCAUCGAUCACGUCUGCCUUUUUCAUGUUCUUGUUCAACAGCUUCUACCCCGUUGGAUUCCUCGGUGGAAACUUCCUCUAUUGCACUGAGGUCGCUCCAAUGCGUCUGCGUGUCGCCAUGUCCGCCAUCUCUACUGCCAAUCACUGGCUGUGGAACUUUGUGGUUGUCAUGAUCACGCCAGUGGCCCUGGAUACUAUCGGGUACAGAUAUUAUAUUGUUUAUGCCGUUAUCUCAGCUUGCAUUCCUGUCUCGGUCUACUUCUUCUACCCCGAGACCAUGAAUCGUAACCUCGAGGCAUUGAACCAUGUGUUCCGUGAUGCCUCCACACCUUGGCAAAUUGUCAAUAUGGCUCGCCACCUACCUCAGGGUGAGGCUGCUGAGGUGGAUGUGUGGAUGCGGGCAGAGGAAAAGGGGAUUGUUGAGCAGAAGGAGGACGCUUAA
Messenger RNA from Penicillium cataractarum, 1551 nucleotides. Its product is annotated as sugar porter family MFS transporter. Gene Ontology annotation, molecular function: carbohydrate:proton symporter activity. The transcript is spliced from 2 exons. Gene Ontology annotation, cellular component: membrane. The coding region runs from base 1 to 1551 and encodes 516 amino acids. Gene Ontology annotation, biological process: transmembrane transport; carbohydrate transport. NCBI's taxonomy places the organism in Eukaryota, Fungi, Ascomycota, Eurotiomycetes, Eurotiales, Aspergillaceae. The record is from RefSeq and is a predicted model, not a curated record.